AUGCGUCUCGGCAUCUCCCUCCUCCUCACCGCCCUCCUCAUCAUCCCCUCCCUCGCCGGCAUCCUCCCCCGCCAAGUCAAGCCGCCAUGGUUCUUCAACACCGGCAGCAUGGCCAAAAAGCCCUGGACCCUCCGCGGCAUGGACGAGAUCGAGCGCGCCCUCACAAACAUCACAAACGUCUUCCCCUACGACUGCCGCUGCAACAACCAGUACGCCAACGACGACAUCGAGCGCUGCCCGCCCCUGGAGAAGAUCUCGCACAUCCAGCUCGGGCGCUGCUACACCACGAGGGCGGCGUCGGUGUCGCUGCGCGUCUGGGACACGAGGCUGGGCGUGACGCAGUACGUCGAGUGCAGGGCCUACUGGCACGGCGGCUGCAAGGGCAUUUCAUCUGCGCCGCUGGUGUUUGAGGAGAAUUUCCAGUGCCGCGACAUGGUGGAGCGGUAUAGCAAUCGAGGGCGGUUCAGGUCGCUCAUGUGUGUGAAUCUUGUGCGGCAGCAGCCGUGGCCGGAAGAUGUUCAGCAGCGUCGAUGA
Trichoderma atroviride IMI 206040 is the source of this 534-nucleotide messenger RNA. RefSeq lists its product as uncharacterized. The record is from RefSeq and is a predicted model, not a curated record. NCBI's taxonomy places the organism in Eukaryota, Fungi, Ascomycota, Sordariomycetes, Hypocreales, Hypocreaceae.